Molecule: messenger RNA, 1119 nt
Organism: Brassica oleracea var. oleracea
Lineage: Eukaryota; Viridiplantae; Streptophyta; Magnoliopsida; Brassicales; Brassicaceae
Exons: 3
Coding region: 1-1119 (372 amino acids)
Source: RefSeq, a predicted model, not a curated record
AUGCAACCUGAGGGUUAUGAAAAGAAAGGAGAAGAAGGAAAGGUGUAUAAGCUUAACAAAGCGCUAUAUGGAUUAAGGCAAGCUCCACGGGCGUGGAACAAUAAACUAAACCAGAUACUCUGCGAGCUUCAAUUUAAAAAGUGCUCUAAGGAGCCUUCGGUGUAUCGCAAGUUAGAAGAAGGAGAGCUAUUAAUCGUUGCAGUUUACGUGGGUGAUCUGUUCGUGACUGGUACUAACCGAAAGAUGAUCAAGGAGUUCAAGGAUAAUAUGUCAAGCAAGUUCGACAUGAGUGAUUUAGGCAAGCUUACUUAUUAUCUUGGCAUAGAAGUGUGCCAAUACGAGAAUGGGAUUUCAUUAGUACAAAGAAGCUAUGCAUCGAAGAUUUUAGAAGAAGAUGGAAUGGACAAAUGCAAUCCUGUCCAAACUCCGAUGGAACUCGGUCUAAAGUUGUCAAAAGCAGAACACGAGAAAGAGAUUGACGCGACAAGAUUCAGAAGGAACAUAGGAUGCCUACGUUACCUUCUUCACACGCGACCUGACUUAUCCUAUAGUGUUGGAGUUCUUUCAAGAUUCAUGCAGAGUCCAAGAGAAUCACAUGGUGCCGCAAUGAAACAAGUGCUAAGAUAUCUACGGGGAAGUAUUUCGUAUGGUCUAACGUUCGAGAGGAGUUCACUCAAGGUUCCAAAGCUUAUAGGGUACAGAGACAGUAGCUAUGAGUCUGAUCCAGACGAUGGGAAAAGCACGACAGGCCAUAUAUUCUAUCUUGGAGAGAGUCCAAUCACGUGGAGCUCACAAAAGCAAGACACGGUGGCUCUAUCAUCCUGCGAAGCCGAAUUCAUGGCAGGAACAGAGGCUGCAAGACAGGCCAUUUGGUUACAAGACCUAUUAAGUGAGAUCAUGGAUCAACCGAGCGAGAGAGUCACCAUUCUAAUCGAUAACCAGUCUGCAAUUGCGUUAACAAGAAACCUGAUAGCAGUCGAGCACGUUCCCGGUGAGAAGCAGAAGGCGGAUAUCUUGACAAAAGCAUUGGGAAGAAUCAAGUUCAAAGAGAUGAGAGAGUUCAUUGAUCAUCACCAAGAAUCAGAAGUUGCCACUGAACGACCUGAACCUGGAGCAUAA